AUGCCUACCAACAUUGACGACCUUGAGCUCGACGAGCCCCCAACCGUCGAGCCCUACGAGGUGCUCGCUGUCGAAAAGACCGCGACCCAAGACCAGAUCAAGACUGCUUACAGAAAGGCCGCUCUCAAGUGGCAUCCUGACAAGGUCAAACCCGAGGACAAAGAUGCCGCCCACACAAAGUUUCAAGAGAUUGCUCUCGCCUACGCCGUCCUGAGUGACGAGCGCCGCCGCGCUCGCUACGACAACACCGGCCGCACAGACAAAUCCCUCGACAUCGACGACGACAUUUUCAACUGGAGUGACUUCUACCGUACUCAAUUCGCCAACGCUGUCACCGAAGAUACCAUCAUCUCCUUCACCCAAGAGUACAAGGGCAGCGACGAGGAACGAGAUGCCCUGCUCUCGGCCUACACUAAGUACAAGGGAGACAUGAACAAGAUCUACCAGCAAAUCAUGGUCAGCAAUCCCGCUGUUGACGAAGACCGUUUCCGCAAAAUCAUCAACGAGGCCAUUGAGAAGGAAGAAGUCGCUGCACACCCAAAGUUCACCGAAGAGACUCAGAAGAGCAUUGAUCGCCGCAUCGCAAAGGCUAGCGAGGAGGCUGAAGAAGCAGAGGAGCAUGGCAAGAAGACAAAGGCAAAAACCAAACCCAAGUCCAAGGGAGGAGACUCGGAUCUGUCAUCUCUCGCUGCCAUGAUCCAGCAACGCAACAAGGGCAGAAGUGAAAACUUCUUGGACAACCUCGCUGAGAAGUACGGAGCUGCACCAAAGAAAGAGGGCAAGAAGAGAGCCCAAUCACCAGACGAGCCCUCGGAGGAAGCAUUCGAAAGAACCGCCAAGAGGAAGACCAGACGGUCGUAG
Molecule: messenger RNA, 861 nt
Organism: Aureobasidium namibiae CBS 147.97
Lineage: Eukaryota; Fungi; Ascomycota; Dothideomycetes; Dothideales; Saccotheciaceae
Product: DnaJ-domain-containing protein
Exons: 2
Coding region: 1-861 (286 amino acids)
Cellular component (GO): cytoplasm; nucleus
Molecular function (GO): heat shock protein binding
Source: RefSeq, a predicted model, not a curated record